AUGCAGCUUUCUGUGCUCCUGAGCGCACUUAUAUCUCUCGCCAUUCUUGCUGCAGCGUCGCCCACGCCAGGAGCCAUCUCGAAACGUUCCUUCGAACGAAAGAAUCUUAACACGAACCUCCCAGAAGAGGGUAAGAAGCGCGAGGAGCUGAAGUCCGACUUUAUAAUAUAUGCUUGGUACGACGGUCCAGGCAGUGGAGACAAGAAGCGCAAGGAGCUUGGUUCGGGUAUCAAUUACGACGAAGUCGACUAG
Molecule: messenger RNA, 252 nt
Organism: Suillus subaureus
Lineage: Eukaryota; Fungi; Basidiomycota; Agaricomycetes; Boletales; Suillaceae
Exons: 3
Coding region: 1-252 (83 amino acids)
Source: RefSeq, a predicted model, not a curated record